CAAAAAUGUUGUAAUUUUCUUUCGUUUAUAUUGUCUUAAUUAAUUAUAUUAUUAUACUUAUUUGAUUUUAUGAGAUGGGAUGGGACUGAACAAAAAAUUAGUCAAAGUUGUACAGAGCAAAGAACGGAUCAGAAAUCUUGAAAGGAAGCCAUCUAUCAGUCUCACGGACUAUUCCUAAUAAUCUACUACUGCUUCACGUUGAUGAUCUUCUUCUUCUUCUUCUUCCGCUCUCCACUCUGAAAUUUGAAUAUACAAAUCAGAAAAGAAAGCACACAAAGAGACAAAGAAAGAGUGUGGAAUCUUAACUGCAGAAAAUGAGGGUAGCUCGCUUGGCACUUUGCAAGAUUCUCUUCUCACAUUUGUCUCGCAUGCAUCGCCCCUCUGCGUCUCGCCAGAUGAGUAUUGCUGCUGGGCUUAAGAAUUCUAGCAUAUUCCAAAGCCAGGGUCUAAUCGGAGGCAAAUGGAUUGGCGCCUAUAAUGGCAAGACUCUUCAGGUUAACAAUCCUUCAACCGGGGAAGUUAUUGCAGAUGUUCCCUUGAUGGGACGACGAGAGACAAAUGAUGCCAUUUCUUCUGCAUAUGAUGCUUUUCCUUCUUGGAGUAAACUUACUGCUGCUGAGAGGAGCAGAUGUCUUAGAAAGUGGUAUGAUCUUAUAAUGUCACAUAAGGAAGAGCUUGGGCAACUAAUAACGUUAGAGCAAGGAAAACCUUUGAAAGAAGCCCUUGGUGAGGUUAGUUAUGGGGCCAGUUUUAUUGAAUUCUUUGCGGAGGAGGCCAAGCGGGUUUAUGGAGAUAUAAUUCCCGCUACACUAGAUGACCGUCGUUUGUUUGUUCUAAAACAGCCUGUAGGUGUGGUUGGUGCAAUUACACCCUGGAACUUUCCCUUAGCAAUGAUCACUAGAAAGGUUGGCCCUGCCCUUGCUUGUGGCUGUACAGUGGUUGUAAAACCUUCUGAACUUACUCCCCUCACAGCUUUAGCAGCAGCUGAACUUGCCCUUCAAGCAGGAAUUCCACCAGGUGUUCUGAAUGUGGUUAUGGGGAAUGCUCCUGAUAUUGGUGAUGCUUUAGUUACAAGUCCACAGGUAAGAAAGAUCUCGUUUACAGGAUCGACAGCAGUUGGGAAGAAGUUGAUGGCAGGUGUUGCUGGGACUGUUAAAAGGAUAUCGCUUGAACUUGGUGGUAAUGCCCCAUGCAUUGUCUUUGAUGACGCAGACCUGGAUGUGGCUGUUAAAGGAGCGCUUGCAGCGAAAUUUCGUAAUAGUGGACAGACUUGUGUUUGUGCAAACAGGGUAAUUGUGCAAGAAGGUAUUUAUGAGAAGUUUGCAGCGGCAUUUUCAAAAGCUGUCCAGAAUUUGCAAGUCGGUGAUGGCUUCACUGAAGGUGUGGUCCAGGGUCCACUAAUUAAUGAAGCUGCAGUGCAAAAGGUUGAAUCAUUCAUUCAAGAUUCUAUAUCAAAGGGAGCAAAAAUCAUUCUUGGUGGUAAAAGACAUAGCCUUGGAAUGACUUUCUAUGAGCCCACAGUUGUUACUGAUGUCAGAAGUGACAUGCUUUUAGCAAGAGAGGAAGUAUUUGGACCUGUGGCACCUCUUAUGCGGUUCAAAACUGAGGAAGAAGCUAUCCGCAUUGCAAACGACACCAAUGCAGGGUUAGCUGCUUACAUAUUUACAAACAAUGUUCAACGUACAUGGCGUGUCUCAGAAGCUCUCGAAUAUGGGCUUGUUGGUGUUAAUGAAGGACUCAUUUCAACUGAGGUGGCUCCAUUUGGUGGUGUCAAACAGUCUGGUCUUGGACGAGAAGGUUCCAAGUAUGGGAUGGAUGAAUAUCUUGAACUCAAAUACGUGUGCUUGGGAGAUAUGAACAGAAAGUGAAGGGCAAGUUUUAGCUUAAAUGUCUUUGCAGUUUGGUGAAUUUAGGUAAAUUUUGAAGGUAACUUUGAUGCAGAGUGUGCAGUCAGAAGCAUUUACAGAUAAAUUUCUUGCCAUUACUGAGUCUAAAAUAAAUGCGAACAAACCAGUAACCAGAGAUCGUUUGUAGAUGGGUUUCUUUCCAUGGCAGUCUCUAAAUAAAUGCAAACACACUGGUAUCGAACAUGUUUUAUUGGUUGUAGACUCUUUCUUUCCUUUUGAAGUAUCAUUUCAGUGUGUGUGUGGUGGCAUGGGUGCUUCUUUAUUUGAUGGAUGCUUCCAACUGGCUAUAGUUUCUUCAGUUAGUGGUUUACUUAAGCUUUGCUGAUAUGUACUUCUGUUUCUAUAAAAUACCACAAGACAAAAGGAAAUCUAGAGAUGCAUUUGAAUCCAGGACUUUUUACAUGCCACAUUAUGUUUUAAGUCUACACCAGCUGGUUCGAAUAUUUUGUUUUAGCCUUUAAGGUUAAUUAUUUAUUUCGUACUUGAAUCACAAUGAAUUUGUCAAUUUAG
This is a messenger RNA of Durio zibethinus, 2417 nucleotides long. RefSeq names its product aldehyde dehydrogenase 5F1 (gene ALDH5F1). Gene Ontology annotation, biological process: GABA catabolic process. NCBI's taxonomy places the organism in Eukaryota, Viridiplantae, Streptophyta, Magnoliopsida, Malvales, Malvaceae. The record is from RefSeq and is a predicted model, not a curated record. Gene Ontology annotation, molecular function: succinate-semialdehyde dehydrogenase (NAD+) activity.